Epinephelus moara (kelp grouper) is the source of this 1190-nucleotide messenger RNA. It is a transcript of the gene snx10b, whose product is annotated as sorting nexin 10b. Gene Ontology annotation, molecular function: phosphatidylinositol binding. The transcript has 6 exons. The record is from RefSeq and is a predicted model, not a curated record. Gene Ontology annotation, biological process: intracellular protein transport. NCBI's taxonomy places the organism in Eukaryota, Metazoa, Chordata, Actinopteri, Perciformes, Serranidae. The coding region runs from base 130 to 681 and encodes 183 amino acids.
UGACUUUAUUUUGGAACCUUUGCUCCUGGACAGUAAAAGUUAGAAAUAAAAGGCACUGGCACAAUGCACAACGCAGCAUUAUCUGGCUGACUUUAACGUUAGUGAGAGUCAAACAAGAUUAUUGGAAUUAUGAGAGAAGAAACUGACAAGGCUGUGAAUCAGCAGGUGAUCAGUGUCUGGGUGCGGGACCCACGGAUACGAAAGAAUGACUUUUGGCAUGCCUACAUAGACUACGAAAUUUGUUUGCAUACCACCAGCGUGUGCUUCACCAAGAAGAUCUCAAGUGUGAGAAGGAGGUACAGUGAGUUUGUAUGGCUCAGACAGAAGCUACAAGCAAAUUCACUGCUAUUGGUACAGCUGCCAGAGCUGCCCCCAAAGAACCCCUUCUUCAGCCUGAACAACGCCCAGCAGAUCACUGAGCGGAUGAAAGGGCUCCAGAAGUUUUUGGAACAAACCCUGCAGAGCCCUCUGCUGCUGUCCGACAGUUGCCUUCAUCUUUUCCUGCAGUCACAGCUCAGCAUAUCCAAGAUGGAGGCCUGUGCUGCUGGGAGGACCCACUACUCUGUGGCCCAGGCGGUCCAGCGCUGUGGCCUUAGGCGAUUCCACUCUGAGGAGGAUCUACAGAAGGACCUCAGCAUGUCCUGUGACUCUGACUCAGACAGUUGUCACAGAUGGAAAUGAGCUGACUUCAGGGCUAUCCAUCAUUCAUCAAACCCAGCAUCCCCAGUACCUUUCCUUUGGUUCUGCACGGUUUAUACCUGCUAUUUCCCCUCCACAUGCUGUCGCCUGUUGGUGCACGGAUGUAGCAAUUACUGGAGACGGGCGUGAUCACUGUACCAAGGCGAGCAACAGCUUCUCGUCUCCUGGAAUCAGGGCUGAUCAGCGUGAAACCGAGCUCCUCUGCCUCCAACACAUGGGCCUGAGGGGGAAAAGGGAAAUUGAGAUCACCGCUUUAUAAUUUCCUGAAAUAAUAUGGUGUAAAAUCAGACAUGUUUCCCUUGAAGCGUAUAAACAGAUGGAGAAGGAAGGUCAUCGUGUUAAGAUAACAUAUCUGCACUUACUGUAUAUAUUCACACAUAUUCUUUACUAGAACACAUAUCUUCGUAUACUGUACACGCAGGAUCCUAUAAGGUUAUAAAUGAGCUCAUACAAGAGUGCAAGAACUUUGGAAUAAAAUGUGAGUCUUGUAA